AAUGCUGUCGUAUCAGUAGUGAAGUGUAGUGACGGGGGCCGAGCAGGGUCAGUCAGAGUGAGACGUGUCGCUUUCCUCUCUCCUUCCUUUCCGAUCAUGGCUCCUAAGGGCAGCAGCGCCAGCAACAGCGUCAGCAGCAACAACAAGCAGCAGUCCGAGGAAGAUCUGCUCCUCCAGGACUUCAGCCGCAACCUCUCCGCCAAGUCCUCCGCUCUGUUCUUCGGCAAUGCGUUCAUCGUGUCCGCCAUCCCGAUCUGGCUGUACUGGAGAAUAUGGCACAUGGAUCUGGUCCAGUCUGCUGUUCUGUACACAGUGAUGACUCUGGUCAGCACGUACCUCGUGGCCUUCGCUUACAAGAAUGUGAAAUUUGUUCUUAAGCACAAGGUGGCUCAGAAGCGUGAAGAUGCUGUCUCCAGGGAAGUAACCCGCAAACUAUCUGAAGCUGACAACAGGAAAAUGUCUCGUAAAGAAAAAGAUGAAAGGAUUCUUUGGAAGAAAAAUGAGGUUGCUGACUAUGAAGCGACCACCUUCUCCAUCUUCUACAACAACACAUUGUUCCUGGUUCUGGUCAUAAUCGCCUCGUUUUUUCUGUUAAAGAACUUCAACCCUACAGUAAACUAUAUCCUGUCUAUAAGUGCUUCCUCUGGCCUUAUUGCUCUGCUGUCUACUGGAUCAAAGUAAAUGGGCUAAAAAGGACAAACUGAUUGGAGCUGCAAAAUUUUGUAUUUUCUUUUUUUUUAUUUUUUUUAUUUUAUUUUUUUUAAUAGGCAACAUGUACAAUAAAGAUUGGGUUGGAUUUCUU
Messenger RNA from Hyla sarda, 802 nucleotides. It is a transcript of the gene SSR3, whose product is annotated as signal sequence receptor subunit 3. Bases 97 to 681 code for a protein of 194 amino acids. Gene Ontology annotation, biological process: SRP-dependent cotranslational protein targeting to membrane. Gene Ontology annotation, cellular component: endoplasmic reticulum; membrane. The transcript is spliced from 5 exons. The record is from RefSeq and is a predicted model, not a curated record. NCBI's taxonomy places the organism in Eukaryota, Metazoa, Chordata, Amphibia, Anura, Hylidae.